AUGUACCAAAGUUCGGGAUACUGUGAACAACAAUGUGCUGGGUAUAGAGUGGCAGCAUUAAAGAAUGGUAACGAAUGUUAUUGUGGUGAUGUCGAUCCUACUUCUCAAAGUAAUGGAUGUAAUAUCAAAUGUUCAGGUUGGCCCCUGGACACUUGUGGUGGAAGUUCUGCCUAUAUGGUGUACAUUAAUGCCGACGCUGAUUCCCAGGCACAGUCAAGUUCAACGUCAUCAACAUCAACAAGUUCAACAAGUUCAACAUCAUCAUCAAAAUCUACAUCAUCAUCAAGUUCAUCUACCUCUUCAUCUUCAACAUCAACGGAACAACCAUCUACCACCACCAUUCAAGCAACAACAACCGAACAGACUACAGCAGAACCAGAGUCCACCGAACAACCAGAAACAACAGAAAAACCAGAAACAACUUCAUCAUCACGUACAACCACUCAACCUCGAACCACUACAGUAGUUUCCACAUCAGUACAAAAUGGUACUCCUAGUGUUGUUUACAAAACAAUAGUAGCAACCCCAAGUUCGAAUCCGUCUACAUCUUCUUCCUCAAGCUCAAGUUCAAGUUCAAGCACAAUACCACCAUCUACAUCUACAUCUUCAUCUCCAUCAGAAACUGGAAGUAACGAUAAAGGUAAAAACCAAUCCAAAUCGUCGGUUUCAGGAGGCACAAUAGCAGGAGCUGUAGUUGGGUCAGUGGCAGGAACAGCAUUAGUUGCAGGAUUAGUGUUUUUGUUCUGCUGGUAUAGAAGAAAGAAGCAAGAUGAAUACGAUGACGACGUUGAUGAUCAAUUUACACUUUCUGGACCUAAACAAGAAAUGGAACAACAUCCAUAUUCAACGAUAGGUGGUGGCGGCGCUGGUGGCGGUGGAGGAGCAGCAAUGUUGGAUCCUAAUCCAUUUUUAAUUGCUGGUGGCUAUAAUAAUUUUGAUACAUCUCAACAACAAACCCCACGACAACAAAUUAUAUCAAAUGGAACUGUCACCGGAUCAGGCGGUUAUGGACACAAUCAUAAAAUAAGUUCUAGUGGAACCAGUGGUGAUGGCAAUCACUCAUUUGGAUCUCAAACUGAUACCGAAUUUGCAUUCUAUGAUUAUAGCAACUCCAACAAUAACAAUAAUAACAAUAAUACCACCACUAGCCCCAAUAUCAAUAACAACAAUAACAAUACUAAUAACGGAGUUUUGCAUACAAAUUCGCCGAAUCCAGAAUUUGGUAGACGAAGAUUGAGUAAUGGAUCAUUACCUGAUAUGAUUGCUCGAAAUCCUGGAUCUUUGAAAGUGGUCAAUAAUUGA
Molecule: messenger RNA, 1302 nt
Organism: Candida albicans SC5314
Lineage: Eukaryota; Fungi; Ascomycota; Pichiomycetes; Serinales; Debaryomycetaceae
Gene: WSC2
Product: Wsc2p
Exons: 1
Coding region: 1-1302 (433 amino acids)
Source: RefSeq, a predicted model, not a curated record